Rhopilema esculentum is the source of this 1257-nucleotide messenger RNA. NCBI's taxonomy places the organism in Eukaryota, Metazoa, Cnidaria, Scyphozoa, Rhizostomeae, Rhizostomatidae. The record is from RefSeq and is a predicted model, not a curated record.
UGAGCGAAUUCUGAUUAUUGUUUGCUCUUUUAUUUGAAAACAAAUAUAAAAUGUGCAUUAUGCCAAAAAUCAAUCACUUGUUUUUGGAUGUUGGUGAGUACGGCAGACGGAAGACACCAACAUGCAGAAGAUCUUGCUUCUAUUAGUAGCAGCAAUUCUGCUGUCAGCUUGCAGUGCUUCGGCCUUGAAUGGCAACGAGGUUGCUGUUCAUGCUGAUAAUGAUGAUAUGGGUGGGAACGAGGUCUCUUUUGAAACCUCUGGAAACAACGAAGAUGAAGAAGAGGUUGAUGACGAGAACGAUCAAGCUUCUGCUCAAGAAAAGAAUAGAAAAAUGCUCGAAGCUGGCACAAAGCUCGCUACCAUUAUUAGUUCAUUAAUUGGCUUGGCUGGUGCUGCGCCUUGGCAAAUGAAAUGGCAAGAACUAGGGCUCAAGUCAUAACCUCCAUGAAGGAAAUGUUACGAAAGAGAUACAAUCAGCUAAUGGGGACGAAAUAUUCUUACGAUCGAGUGAAUUAUCCUUGCAAGAAGAAGAAGGCACACAAGUCCAAGAAGGAAAGUGCAAAACGACGACUUGGAUUUGGCGGUAGAAAAACAGAAUGCGUCUCUAUUGAUCGACUAUUGACUUGGGAAGACGGCCUAAGUGGCAAGAGCUUCACCGUCAGAAAACGAUCCAAAGGUUGGAUUGGCGACAGCUGGAGAACAAAGUUCAAUAAAAUCAGAGAUGAUAGUGUCGAGUUCUUGUGGAAAGAGGUGGUGGACAAGGUCAACCAAUUCUUCGAUCCUGAAAUCUGCCUAGAAUCCUUAGGAUGCAACUGCCCAUCGAAAAUCCAGAAGAGUGAGAUAUCUUUCAGCUUCCCUGAUGCAUGCAUCGCUGAUGGCGCAGAUGGGACGUGCAUGCACCCAUGUGAUGACUUUGAUUACAGUUACGAAUGGUGCUACAUCAACCGUAGUCCUGACCAGUGGAGCUACUGCACAAAGCCAGACCUGAACGACUGCAUGCCAGUCAUGGUGCCACCCAUCACCUACCCUAAUGUUUUGCCAAAGCAAAAGUCAAGCAAUUGAUUAAAUAUGAUAAUAUUUACUGAUGCAUUCACAGUUAUAUGAGUAAUUCAUCCUCUGUGACAAAUUGUUGUCUUCUUGUUGUUCUUUCCAACAAAUAUAAAUAAUUUUGAAAAUAAGACUGAAAAUGAAUCUCUUCCAAAAUAAAGGUCCAGUUAAAAGAAAAAGUUAAUUGUUGGUUCCCUGUCAUAUAUUGAC